ACAUUUCCCGUGAUCCUCUGGGGUGAGUGUCCUCGAACGCCACCUGGCAAAAUUGAGUCAGUGUGACGAUGGGAGCACAGCUGCGAACAUCUUAAGGAAGAAAAAAAAAUCGCGUCUCUUUGAGCUGUCCUCCUGCUGUCGCUGGAUCAGCGUGUGCCCUCCUCCUUGUCACCGUCAUGGAGAAAGAAUAUCCUCAGUCUGCGGUGGUGUUUCGAAAUGUGGGCUGGUCAUCCCUGAGGGAGUACCACACAUACUCAUGGUCGCUUGUCCCCGAAGGCUACACCGAAGGAAGCGAUGUUGAUUGCUGUGCGCUUUUCUACGCCUUCUACUUGCCUGGCCCCAGCACAACUGAGUACCACUUUGUCUACGUGGACAAGCUGGGGAAAGUUUGCGGGCAAAGUCGAGCGUUCACCUUCUGCGCCCCCAAACCUCUGGAUGAGCUGGAGACCUUAAUUGAGGAACGAGAUGAGGAAGAUGGAGAUGGGGAGGAGGAGAAGGAUGAGCUGCUUCUGGUGGUCCCCAGAGCUCAGCUGCUCCAGAGCGAGCUAGAGGAGCGCUUGAGGGAGAAGGCAGAGUUGCAGCAGGCUGUGCUGGAGGCCAGACAGGAAGUAGAGGAGGAGAGGAGGAGCAGCACAAAAGCAAAGGAGGAGUGGGAGAGCGAAAGGGACAAGAUGAAAGUGGAGAUUCACCAGCUCUGUCAAAACCUGACACGCAAAUGUGACGCCUUGAAGAAGGUGGAAGGAAAACACAAGGAUGUGGAAAGCACUCAGGAACAUCUCAACUCUGAACUGAGUCAACUCAUGGGCGAAAAAGUGCAAAGUCAGCAACAAAUCAAAGACUUUGAGGAUGAAGUCAAGGUGCUGACUGAAAGAGAGAAGGAGACAAACGUGGAGUUGGAAAGGCAAGUCUUUAAAACGUUGAAAGAGAUACUGAUGAAAUUAUCCAGUCAGAUCAAACAUGAUGAAGAAAAGAGAAAGUUGCUACAAACGGAACACCAAGCCGCACUGACGGAGGUCCGUGAGCUGCAGAGUCGCCUGGAUGCGAGCGAGCGCUCGGCCGAGGGACUUCGCGGGGAGCUGAGGGCGCUGGGCGUCUGUCAGGGCCGCGCCGACACAGAGCUGCACCAAAGCCGCCUGCAGGUGGCCCAGUUGGGUCUGCAGCUCUCUGAGGAGAAGCUUCUUCUCAGGGAGGAGCGGGCCAACUGGGGCCUGGAGAGGGAAGCCUUCAGGAGUGCGGCGCAGGCUGACCAGCAGAAAGUGGAGGAGUUGAGGAUCGAGGUGCAAAGGAAGGAAGAGCGACUGCAAGAGGUGACGACCAAGAUGGAGCAGCCGCAAGCAGAAUUUUGGAGCAAGAGCGACAUUAAUAGCGCGGACCGGCGCAGUGACAAGAAACAACGGAUGCUGCCGGCACUUGUGGACCCAGUCUUCAGUGAAUUGACGGCCUCCAUCAUGUGGUGACACUAAGAACAAAGAAGUUUGCGGGUUGAGACUGAGCUCUGUGUGUUUGGUGUUGUGUUUCUGAAUAUUUAUUGAGACAAGACAGAUAUUUUAAGUUUAAAAAAUCUCAUGACAACCCCCCUCCCCUCAAAGAAAGUCACAAAAAGUGUUUAUCCUGAAAUAACGGUCAUUGCUAAUUGUUGGUGAUGCCAGCUCUGAAUUUGUUGACAGGCAGAUAAACCAUAAAAUAAGAUAAGCCCCAGUUCAGUCUGCUUGUUAUUUUCCAGGUUUAUUGAUGAAUCAAAAGUAAAACUAAAAAUAAAACGGCAAUCAAACCCUAACUUUUAUAUUCUUACAGAUCUGAGCUGUACCUCAUACCAAGUGCACUAUCAACCUAAAAAGAAAAUAGCUGGGCUACCAGGAACAGUAUUCCAGACAGAAAUGCACAAAGUAGCUUCCAAAGAGCACAUAUUGGCAACGUUGCCAAUCAACAUCAGCACAUGAAGCAUAAAUAUAUUAAUAAUGCUGACCGCCAACGUAACUGCAACCAAGUUGCACAGCCGAGUGGAAGAUGCGCCGAGCCUUCUUAACAAGCAACAGCUAUACUGGGGAUGUGUUGCACUUAUCUAUAAUUCAGUUUUACCGAGCCAUUUGAGAUGUCCGUGACUACACUCUUCCUAAUUAAAAUGAGCAUUUCAUAUAUCUGCACUGACAUCACUUCUGCCAUUUAUGUCUCUCUACAGAUAUUGACAAUUUAGCUACGGACUCAAGUUUUGAGGUAUUUACAGUUUGAUUCUGAUUAGUCGUCAUUCCAGUUCAAGAUAUACUGAAUUCACUUCACUUCGGUUCAUGAUGGAUCAAAACCCCUUUUAGAUAUUGAAAAGCAGGUUUCACCUACAUUAGUUACAUAUCUGUAACUGGAAUCCCUCAAACGGGAGUUCCAGAUAUCCGCUCGUGGAUUCCUGCAACUGAUUGUGGAUAUGUGGAAUGAGUGAGCCCACUAACGUCAGUUGUUCUAGGCAAAAUGAGGUUGCAGUCGGUCUUGAACUCUCGAGCUUUCCUUUUGAUCGAUCCCAAAUCUGUUUCAGAUAUCUUGACUGGAAAUUUUAACUAUUCAAAAUGUAAUUACAGACUUCAUUGACAUCUACAAUGUAUAUGAGGUCUGUGAAAUGUAUUCUGAGGUCCCGGGUUCGAUCCCGGCCCCGCCUAUGUGCAGUUUGCAUGUUCUCCCCGAGCCUGUUUGGGUUUUCUCCGGUCGCUCCGGUUUCCUCCCACAUCCCAAAAACAUCCAACAUUAAUUGGAAACUCUAAAUUGCCCCCAAGUGUGACUGUGAGUGUGGCUGGCAACCAGUUCAGGGUGUACCCCGCCUCCUGCCUGUCGACAGCUGGGAUAGGCUCCAGCACUCCCCGCGACCCUUGUGAGGUUAAGUGGCGAAGAAAAUGGAUGGACGGAUAGCCUGAUUGCCAGCAUCUGACCUGAUGAACACUAGGUGGCGGUAGAGCACAUUUAACAUAAUUACCAAUUGUAGGUAAGGAUAUAGACUAAGUGUGUUUUUAUACUUGAAAUAUUGAAUGUCAUGAUCUAAACAGAAAAAAUAAUAAUGUUUUAAUAUAUGAAUGGCAAAAGGCGAAUAGGUUAAUUGUACCAUCUAUUGGAAGAACAAUUAAUUGUUCUGCCUGCCACUACAUCCAUGACAGGUUGGCGAGAUUAAUAUUAUUUGUAAUCAGAUAAUAUUUUCUGAGCUAUUAAAUAAAAUGGGAUCACGUCCCAUCACAUGUCUCACAACACACUCAAGUAUAUCGGGCACAGUAGUUGUGAAUCACUCAUCGUAAUCACCCUUAGGGCAACAAUAUGCUUAAGGAAUUAAUGUUUAACAGGUGUCUUUUUUUUUGUUUUGCAGCUGUUAAGGAGAUAAAAAAAAAGCAUAGGAUACUUUUGAUUGAGUAAAUUUGUGGACAUGUUAAAAAUAUUCAGUCAUGUAAAAGCAUGUGAGAGGUUUGCAUGUAACUGAAGUCAUUGAGCCACUUGAGGCUUUCAUAUUGGGCUCACAUUUCAUUGUCGGGAGUCAACUCGGACAUUUUAUACUAAUUAUGGGUUUAUCGUGCCACUUGUUCUGCGUGAUGCUGACAUAUUUGGAAUGCCUUCUUCACAGUCAUGAAUGGAAAUGCAUUAUGAGUUUCUGGUAGAUGGGAGUUUUCAUCUGACAUUUGUCUCGUCCGAUGACUUUUUUUUUUUUUUAAAGGUUCACAUGGUCGUUAAGUAUUUGAAAGUGAUGACGGAAAUAAAUGCAGCCCCACGCCGACAGGUGUGAAAACACAAAGCGACUUUUAUCAAAAUCCAUCCAAAAUAACAAGCAAACCAAAUAAGGCAACUACAUGGACAGAUUUAAUACAAAUAGAAAGAAAACAACAGAUGAGCCCGUUCUUGAGAUGUUCAAAGUUCUCCACGUAGAAAUGACGGAGGUUCAUUAUUAAAAGAGACACAAUGAGAUGAUUUGAGCGUCAAAAAUCAUCAUUAAAUAUUAUCUGUUACAUAACACAAACAAAAAUGUCAAAACCGUCAAGGUGAUGCCAUUUUAAUGAGCCAACGUUUUUGAAUUUUUUUCUUUUUCUUUUUCUGCACACAGAUGUGCCCCCCAUCAACCUUGCAUGCGCCUUUUGUUUUAUUGCACUGGCUCAAGUUCAGGAAAAAGACAAAAGAAACAGGAGACUUUAUUGCCCCCCCAACCCCGUUAGAUCCUGGUCCUGGAGAUUACUUCAGUUCUAAAGCAACAUGCUGUGUUGAACUGGGCGAUAUAGAAGAGCGCAAAAGCAUUUGACUGAUUUUGUUCUCGUGACAUUCAGUGAGUUGACAUUCUGAAGCCUCCUUAGAUAAUUCCCCAUUUAAUACUUAUUUGACCUUCUAUA
This is a messenger RNA of Syngnathoides biaculeatus (alligator pipefish), 4343 nucleotides long. It is a transcript of the gene calcoco1b, whose product is annotated as calcium binding and coiled-coil domain 1b. Bases 177 to 1457 code for a protein of 426 amino acids. Lineage: Eukaryota; Metazoa; Chordata; Actinopteri; Syngnathiformes; Syngnathidae. The record is from RefSeq and is a predicted model, not a curated record. The transcript has 11 exons.